CAAGAUGAACGUUCAUAGAAAUUACUAUCAAAUGCAACUGGAGAAACAUCCUCUUGCGCCGAAGGAGGUUGAGGUCAGUGAACGUCAGCUAUCCAGGUAUCGAGCACAAGUUCGUCGGGGGCAAGGCAGCUGCGAUUUCGACGAUCAUUGCUCCUACACAGGCGAGUUUGAGAAUGGGGAACUGAACGGCAAAGGAGUAUACUCCUUCAAUGACGGGAGCAGGUACGAAGGAGAAUUCAAGAACGGCUUGAUGCACGGACAUGGCGUCUACUCAGUCACAGGAGGCCAUCGGUUCGAAGGGACUUACCGUGAGGGCAAGCGCGACGGGCAGGGAGUUGUCGUGUACGCCAACGCAGGGAUACGAUAUGAUGGAGAGGUGAAGGACUCGAGCUUGAAAGGAAGAGGUAAAUUCUUCUUUCCCAACGGUAAUCGUGAUGUAUACGAGGGCGACUUCGAAGCCAAUCUCCCCCACGGGGAAGGGACGUACAGGUUCGCCAGCGGGACUGUUUACGAAGGACAGUUCAGAGCAGGAAGAAUCCAUGGCGAAGGAAAGUUUGAAUUUCCAGAGGAUGCAGUGUACGACGACCAAGAGUAUCUUCCUCCUGGAUUGAGCAUCCCCGAGAAGCUCCGGAUUCCGGGAGGACAAACGCCUGGUCAGUUUGUCAACGGCAAGUUCGUUGAACCUUCGCUCGUGGAGGUGGAAGAGGCGGUUGAGAACGCCGAGGGUCAAGACUCGCAGGCGGAUGAGGGGGAAGGAAGCCUGGAGGAAGCUACGGUCGAUUCCAAUCAUCCUCAGAGCGCAGCUGGCGAUGGGCCCCCGUCGACGGCUGGCAUGGAAGGAGGAGACGCAGAAACCGCGUCAGUGCACAACGAAGAGUAGCAGACUCUGGCACUUUCGAGGCAAGCAGCAAGGGUCUCUUCGUCCCUAUAAAUCAUCUCCGAG
Messenger RNA from Guillardia theta CCMP2712, 943 nucleotides. RefSeq lists its product as hypothetical. The record is from RefSeq and is a predicted model, not a curated record. The transcript is spliced from 12 exons. Lineage: Eukaryota; Cryptophyceae; Pyrenomonadales; Geminigeraceae. The coding region runs from base 5 to 880 and encodes 291 amino acids.